CGCUCCGCGCCGCGCUCAGUGCUGGGCCGGCACGCGGGGAGGUAGGAGCGUCACGCAGCGGGCUGCGCGACAGGCACCGGGAGGCUCACGCCCGACGCCGUGCUCGAGUACGCAACGUGCCGGUCGGGCCGGACCACACCAAGGACCACCAAGGACCGAGCUGAGCAACACUCCACGGACUGCCACUCGAGGAGAGCGUCGCGUCCGGGACCCCGGCGAGCACCUUCGCGUCGCUGCCUCCGCGCCGUUGUCGUCGUCGCCGUCGCCGUCAUCGCCGAGGGGAACCUCGGCAGCAGUCUUCACACCCCUCCUGGACACGAACAGCGUCAAGACGAACUCCGAAAAGAUGAUCAAGGAGCUGUGGAGGCGGGAGCUGCGGCUCGACCUCCUCAGGGCAGACUACCACACGCCGCAGAAGUUUACACAGACUGAGUGGCAGGACCCGCGCCAGCCGCCCGCGCUGUGGUACGUGGUGUACCGCUGGCUGUCCGCGGGGCUGUUCGUGGCCGUGGCCGUGUGCUCGGUGCUGGACGCGGGCCGCGAGGGUCAGGACCUGGGCGUGCGCUACGUCAAGUGGCCCAUCUACUUGACCAACUGGGGGCUGGCGUGCUGCUGCCUCCAGGCCGCGCUCGGCGCCGGGCUCGCCACCGCCAACUUCGUCCAGGAGAGGCGACAGCGCAGAGGUGGCAGGCUGCCUCGGACGCUGUACCACCCCCUGGCGCCGCGGUGCACGGAGCGCGAUGCGGCUCCGAGCGGUCAGGGGGGCCUCGGGAGCCCCGGGGCGGUGCUGCAGGCGCCAUCACUACCCCUGCUGCACCGCCUGUACUGGGUGCUCAACACCAUCUCCAUCACCGUGGCCAUUGGCAUCACCUGCACCUAUUGGGUGGCCGUCUACGACCCCAGUGAACACGUGCUGGACGCGCUCAACAUCCUGGUGCACGCCGCCAACUCGGCGCUCAUGCUCGUCGACGUCCUCAUGUCGGCGCACCCGCUGCGCCUGCUGCACGCCUUCUGGCCGCUCCUCUUCGUGUUCGUGUACCUCAGCUUCAGCCUCGUGUACUUCCUGGCAGGCGGCACAGACAGGAUGGACCGGACGUGCGUGUACCCGGUGCUGGACUGGGAGCGGCCGACGCGCACCACGGUGGUGUGCGUCCUCGGGCUGAGCUUCGUGGUGGCCGUGCACACGGCCGUGUGGGCCCUGCAGCUCGCCCGGCGCCGCGUCGCGCGCUCCCUCCGCGAGGCCAAGGCGGCCGCCAACAAGGGCGAGAAGAAGGACCCCGGCGUCCAGCUGGACGCCAUGGCGUGAAUCCACCUGCCCAAGACUUUAAUACUGCCUCCCACCUAUACGCCUGCCUGUCUCGUGCUGCUGUCCAACCUUUUAAUUGAUUUUGCGUGAUAUGUUACUUAUGAACAUGAACUGUGAACAUCUUGUCCCCGCGGUCGGUUUGGCUGAGAAGGCCGUAAACUUAUUCUGUGAAUAUUCCAUCGUGACAUCCUAAAACUUUUAAAACAAUCAAGGCUUCUUUUAACACUUUUCGUGCGGGACAUUUUUAUGUUGUUGUCCCCCCUCAGAGGCGUGCCUCACACUAAAACUCCAAAGUCUUGAUUUUUAUCAGAGGCCUAUGAAAAAAUAGACUUCAGGCACUAAUGGGACAUUUUUAGGACUCACCAUGGAGAACCCACUGCACGGAAAGUGUUAAAAUAAUUAUUUUCCCCAAAAGCAUAUCAAUGCAUUUCCGCAUCCUUAUAAUGAAUGAUAUCUGUGCCCUCCUGUACUAUUCAUUAUUUUGGGUUUAUAAUAAUCCAGGGAAUUUACAGUGUCAGAAUACGCACAUUCUAUCAUUUUAUUUCUGACCCAGUGUUUGAUCAUCAUUUUGGCUUUCUGUAGCUCUGUGUACACCAACUCAUCAUCUCUCAUUUUCUUUUUUCUUCUCUGUAAGAUGGCUUGAUUUGCUAAAGAAAGGCAAAUUUUUGGAAUCGUAUUGUUAAACAGACAAAAUUUAACAAAUAAAUACUCCAAGUGGCCAUAGGUAUUAUUGGUUUGUUCAGAAUUAAAAUUGGUUUAAUAUAUGAAUUUGAUGAUUUUUGUAAAUAUCAUACAAUUUAAGUUGUGAUUAGAAUAACCCUAUGAAGAGUAACUCUCAGGAGAAUUAUCUUUGCCAAUGUUUAUAUGUUUUAUAUUUGAGUGUUAUUCUUUUCUUUGUUUGAGUCACCUCAAGUUAUAAGACUCAUAUUCUUUUGUGAUAUUUAUUUUAAAAGGCAAUUCACUUGAAUAUUCUAUAUAUUCAUGAAUAUAGCAGAUGUAUUUGAAGUGGCCAUCAAAUGUCGUCCUUGGGCUGCCUGCACAGAGCAGGGGUAGACCUAAACUAGUCGUUUUGUGUACAUCUAGUAUUCGGUUAUAUAUAAGAAAAUGGUAUUACGCUCAGUAUAGAAAAUGUAGUAUAAAUCAUGCAUUCUUUCCGAUAAAUUUAAGGCUUUAAAAAAUGCGUGUUUUUUCCGUACCGUUUCCCAAGAGCAGUAGCAUUCUUUAGCGAUUUUGCGUUAAGAUACUAUUGUGCUGCAUGAAAACAAUCCAGAACAUUGCAAUGCCAUCGAUAAGCUAUUUGUCAUUGGUUCCUCAUCCUACCUCAGUGUUUUAAAACACUGAUUUAGUUAGAUUUAUCAUACCAUUUCAUUUGUAUUUGUGUCAUGCCUAAAGACUUUAAGUUCUAUUUAAUAUGUUUCUUAUUUUGACAUCAACACCUGCUCUAUUUAUAGAAACUUCAACUUUAACAUUUUGCAGUCUUCUUUGAGGCCAGUGAGGUGUGAAGUCUUGGUCGGCUUCAAAGCAGAGUUAUAUAUUAUGUCUGUUGAAGAUUUUGGAAUGCAUUUUUAUUGUUAUUGUAUAUAUGCAUACAUAUAUAUCUGUAUGUGAUUCGCAAGCAAACCAGUGAUAAGAUCAGUAAUGUCUUACAUUGCGUUAUUUCUUAGGAUUUAUGAGCUAUGUUUGAUGCAUGUAGUUUGUUGUCUAUUGUCAUUUUUCUGUUAAUUGUAUAGUAUUUAAAGCAUAUAUACCAGUAGACUGUGUUGAGUUCCUUGGAGGAGGACUAUACUUAUACAUUGAUAUUACAUGUGUGCUUUUGGCAUUGAGCAUAUUUCAAGUGAGUUUUCCACUUUAAAACUAGACAUUAAUAUGUUGAAUGCAGGAUGGUUUUUGUAUCAUUUGACCCAAGUGAUGACUAUAUCAUGGUUUUACUGCACUCAGUAUGUAAAUUUCAGCUAGAAUUCCAUCUGUAACUCUGUGAUUUUUGAAAAUUUACUCAUUAGUGAAUUUCCUUUGAGUAGAUGAGUAAUCAAAGUAAAAGUAACUGAACAGAUAACAUUUGUCAGAAUGGUAUGUGGCUUAACAAAUAUGCUCAAUUUUAUUUGCUCAAUUUGUGGACUGUCCAUAUGAUGCAGUGAGCUGCUUAAGGACCUGCUUAAAGGACAAAUUGUAUGAUAAUUCACUUAAUUUACAGAUCAUUUCACAAUCUGACAGAUGCUUUGAAACAUUUGCAUUGUUUAAAAUUUGCAACAUGUCUGGGGCAAAGCAUAUUUACAACCAUGGCCAUGUAAAUUCUGUUCUAUUAAAUGUUAUGGAUUU
This is a messenger RNA of Frankliniella occidentalis (western flower thrips), 3622 nucleotides long. Its product is annotated as protein rolling stone-like. Bases 347 to 1306 code for a protein of 319 amino acids. The record is from RefSeq and is a predicted model, not a curated record. Gene Ontology annotation, cellular component: membrane. The transcript has 7 exons. Lineage: Eukaryota; Metazoa; Arthropoda; Insecta; Thysanoptera; Thripidae.